AUGCAAAGUGGUGUCCCCCGACAGUACUGCCGAUGGCAGAUCUUUUCCUACCUUGGUAUGUUCUACUUUAUAUGGUAAAUGGCGUUCCUCUUCCAGUAUGUAAGUACUAUAUUCACACAUUUAUAUAUAGUAUGAAGUAAUAUAUUAUGACGGGUGUUGUAUAUUACAACAUAAUUCAUAUGGUUUAGUUUUUAAUGGUUAAAAG
Molecule: messenger RNA, 205 nt
Organism: Gryllus bimaculatus (two-spotted cricket)
Lineage: Eukaryota; Metazoa; Arthropoda; Insecta; Orthoptera; Gryllidae
Source: the annotation of a GenBank genome assembly